AUGGCGCAGUGGUUUGGAGGCUCUAGAAUGUGCUCUGCAGCUGGAGAAAAGUGUCAACCAGUCCCUUUUGGAUCUGCACAAAUUGGCUACAGAUUGCAAUGA
Molecule: messenger RNA, 102 nt
Organism: Staurois parvus
Lineage: Eukaryota; Metazoa; Chordata; Amphibia; Anura; Ranidae
Source: the annotation of a GenBank genome assembly